AUGGAACCAGCGGUUUUUAACGAGGGGUAAGCUGGUUUCAGAUCGACGUUAUCUACAAAAUAAUCUGUGAUUCCAGAGAUUUCGCAAUUCCUGAAGUCCAACUUCCACCAGGUCUUCCAAUUGCGGCCAACAACGAUAUGUCACCACCAGCCUAUAUCCCGCCGAGAAAAAAUUCGCCAUUUUUCACACCAACACCCAACAAAUCUCAAAAUCAAUUUACUCCGAGGAAAUUCAAUAAUUCGAGAUCUUCUCCAAGAACACCAAGAUACACCAAUAACACUAAUGUUAAUCAUUUUCAAUUGAUCAAUGAUUCGAUGGCGAUUCCACCAUUGGGUGUUGAUAUUCACGGAAUCUCGAAUGAGGUUUGUUUCUCACCUCUUUUGAGCUCCGAAAGUAAAGCAAAAAAAGAAAAAAAAAGAAUAAUUUUGAAUUGUUUUGUCAAAACAAGCAAGUGCGCCCCAGCGAACUUCUCGAAAUGUAUUCAUUUAUUUUUGGUUUUUUUCUUUCUCUUUAAAAACAAGCAAAAACUGUCAUUUUCCAGUCUGGUGCCGUCAAAUAUCCGUUAUUGUUAUGCUCGCAAGAAGGAACUAUAAUGAUAUCAUUGGCUGUUGGAGUUUUGGUCGAAAUUUGCGUCGACAGAAGUUUUCGUUUGGUUUCAAAUGACAAUUUUACAACUUAUGUCAAUCAUAAUGGAUCGAUUUCGAGCAUUUUACAUAAAUAUGCGAAGAUUGUUCAUUCAAAAGAACAUGUUCAUUGCAAAAUUAGUGAGUUUUUUAUCAGGUUGUUAUGUUCAACCAGGUUGAAAUGUAUUUGAAGAAAAAAUGACGAAAAACUGAAAAUCUUGGGGCUACUCGUAUUUCCGGGCUCAAAACCUUUCUACGUGUAUAAAUCGGAAGCUGAUUUUUCAUCUAGUUUGGUAAUUUUUCAAGUAUUUAUUGUUUGGGAGAAUAAGAAAAUAAAAUGUAUAUUUGAAUCAGUUUAAAAAGGACAACUGCUCUAGGAAUGGUCCAAACUAUGUAAUUAGAUAUGUGGAAGGUACAAAAUUAAUAUGGUGAGAUUAUAUGAAUUAUUAAGCCUGAUUAACUGUUCCUGUUGAUUUUUCCCUCAGAAUGUGUUUUGUACGGGUCCAUUCAGUUGUUUGUGCUCUUUAGGUGGCCAUUUUGCGCUGAAAAGAAGCAUACAAUCUUUUUAUUUCAAAUAAAAAAGCUAACCUUGCAAAUUCUCGGGCUUGGGAGAAAAGUAUCAUUCCACAAGCUGCACGGUAUGCACUACAAUUACAAUCAGAUUGAUGUUUUCGAAACACAAAGUAGCAAUGCCAAAGAUCAAGUUCAUGCAAAAAGCGCUUUGAGCAAACUUGAGCAAAGUCGAUUUUUCACCGCGUAGGAAAAAAUCGCGAAUCGCACUGUUCGUAUGUUGAGUGUAACCGAAAUACAUUUGGAUAUGGAAAAUAAUUCCAAAAAAUGCGAAGAUUUUCUAAAAAACGAUGUUUUUUUGAAAAAUUGGAUAUUUACCAUUUCGAGACUUCUCUUAUAAACAGAAAGAUCAAUAUAAUUUUUAAACAAACCUCUUUCCACAUAUUUUUGAUCAUAUUUUCCCAUUCGAUGUGAUUUUCUUCAUCCGCAACAAAAUGGUUAUACCACAAUUGAGAAUUACAAAAAUACCCCAAUAAAACGUUAGUCAAUAAAAUAAAAACUACGACGGCAUGUAAUUUGAAAACCUUUUCAUAGUGUGCCACAAAAUUACUAAUUGUAAGAAUUUCACGGCGAAUUGGAUAAACUCGCAUGAUUUCAUUUGAGAUAUUGUAAAUAGCACCACAUAUCAAUGUCUAAAAUAUUCGACUCAUUUUCAUCAUAAAAUCGAAAUAGAACAUACCGAAUGUGAUAUGUAAACAGCGCUGGUAGUUAUUAAUCCGACAAUUUUUUGAACCAUAUGUUCUUCUUGAUCAUUCGAGUCAGAAUGUAUUGGGACAAAAAUAAUCAAAUACGUCGAGCUGACAUUAAUUGCCGUGAAAAUGGCGAUGUAUCUCAAUAACUUAUUUUUCCGAUUUUUUCGGUAAAGAACAUCAAGAACCAGAAAACUGACUGGAGUUGCCAACGAGAGAAGGAAAAACAUGACAGGAAUGAUUUUGAGAACCAUUUCUGAAAUUGAAAUUUUUAAUUUUUGGAGUUGAAAGGGCGAGUGAUAAAUUCGAAUUUUUGAGCCUAUAUUUUGAGUUCCGAAUGUAUGAAAUUUUUUUCAAAAGUUUAUGUUGAAAAUCGUGUUAGAAAUUUCUUCAAAAAAAGUUAUAGUAUACCAGGUUUUGCCACGUCAUUUUUUUUCUGGUUGGAUUUUUCAAAUUACAAACUCUUGUGGCCUUAAACUUCUAAAAAGUAACAGAAAUAGAAAAAGUUUGAUUUAUCAAAAAUAAAAAGUUGUCGAAAAGGGAAAAUGAUUAAUAUCACAACCCCAAGAGAUUUAUAUAUGCUUCUUUUCAGAUUGCAACUCUAAUUAGUAUAACUCAUGUGACUAAUCGUAUAGUAAAAUUAAUUGUCAUCUUUUAUUGUUGGAUAUUUUGAGCCAACCUGCUUGCUUCUUUAUAUGAUAAUUGUUACUUUGCUUCCCAAAUAUUUCCAAUUUCCAAACAUAAUUAUAGGUUUUGAAAAGAAUGAAGAGGCGGAACAAGUUGUUACAAAAAAUUACAAAAGUUAUCAAAUUCAACUUUUUUCCAGACAACACCAAUGACCGUUAUGCAAUAAUGGGCCCAGAAGGAAUCCUCUUCACAAUGGCCAAUUUAUCCGAAGCCUAUUUGGUCAGUCAUUGCAAUGCCGAAGGAACUACAGUUCCAACAGCUGUCGCAUUGGAAAAACCAACAUUUCCGAUUCAAAAUAUCGAUUAUUCACUUCAUCAAUUGUAUAAUGAAUCGGAUAUUGGAAUUAAGGUAGGGGAAAAUAAAAAAGAGGUUUGUAAGAAAAAAUAAGGUUCCAAACAAAGUACUGUUUCUAAAAUUAUUAAUAUUUUUUUUUUGAAAAAUUCACGGUUUCAAGGUUUUUUCUUAAUAAUUGUCUCGUUCAUUCAAUAAUAUAAACUCUUGAGGCAAUAAUAAUUUUCAGAAUUUCUCGAAAUGCAAUGAAAUUGUCCAAAAAGCAUGUUAUGAAUAUCGAUCGGAUGGUUUGUUGGUGAUUCAUUUGAAUGGAAUGACAAUCAAAUGCAAUAAUGAUACUGGAGAUGUUUCGGUUGAUGCAAAACCAGUAAGAUUGGAAAUGAACUCGAAAUUGUUGACUGUGACUUUGAAGUCGAAUUUUAUCGAUAUGUCGGUUCAGGUUAGGAUUUUUAGGGAGGCUUGGAAAGCGGGACUCAAUAAUUUUCAAAUCUCAAAAUAAUAUCUGAAUUUUUUUACUUCUUCGAAAAAUUCUGAAUUCAUCCCAGAGAACAAAAAUUAAAUUUAUCCAAGUUUCUAAUUUUCAAAAAAUUGGAAAUUUUGAAACUAGAAAAACUUAUAAAAAACAACAUUCUCUGUAAUAUCCAUGAUAUUUGAAUUCUUCCAGGAUCGCGACAAAUGUUAUGUCAAAAGAUCCGACAAACGAAUCCAUACAUCUCGUUCUGGAAUGGUUGUCUCUGAUGGUGCUUGCACAAUUUCAAUGGAUCAAACUGGCCGCAUUUUAUCAUGUUAUUAG
This is a messenger RNA of Caenorhabditis angaria, 3653 nucleotides long. The record is from the annotation of a GenBank genome assembly. Lineage: Eukaryota; Metazoa; Nematoda; Chromadorea; Rhabditida; Rhabditidae.